GGGCCGUAUUUUCGACACAUUCAAUUUUCUGACCGCCGAUUUUAUUCGUCUCGUAUCAAUCAAGGAAAUACAAUAUGAAACGAAGAAGACCAGUGACGCACUCAUCGUAGUGUUAUUUGCUUUAACCGGUUAAAUAUUAGAAUGGGUUGAAAAUAAAAAAAAACUGUAUUCCAAAAAUAUAAUAAUGGCGUCAAGAGCAUUAAAGCGAACCGGAAUUUCUCCUGAGUUAUGCGAACAACUUAAACGACAUAAAAUAGAAAACUGUCAGGAUCUGUUGACACACACUGCUUUUGAAGUGAUGUAUGCUGCAGGAUUGAGUUACCAGAAAACUUUGGAGUUGUUGCAGACCGUGAGCAAGGUCAUUGCUCCCCCACUCACCACGGUCUGGGAGAUUUGGAAACGUCGUUCCGAUUCUUGCUUCUCGACUUCAAUACCUCCUCUGGACAAAGUGCUUCGAGGAGGUCUUCCAUGUGGAACCAUUGCAGAGGUAACAGGACCAUCUGGCUGUGGGAAAACUCAAUUUUGUUUGAUGCUGAGCGUUGUGGCUACUCUGCCUAAGGAACUGGGUGGCUUGGACCGCAGUGUCAUCUACAUUGACACAGAGUCUGCGUUCUCUGCUGAAAGGCUGGUGGAGAUUGCACAGAAUAAGUUCCCAGACUACUUCAGCUCUAAGGAGAAAGUCCUGCAGAUGGCAGGUAGGGUCCACAUCUUCAGGGAGAUGACCUGCCAGGAUGUCCUCUGUAGACUGGAGAGAUUGGAGGAGAUCAUCAUCUCAACCAGAGCGGGCUUGAUAAUCCUCGAUUCAGUCGCUUCAGUGGUUAGAAAGGAAUUUGACACAACGUUACCUGGCAACCUGGUGCACCGUAGCAACCUGCUGGGAAAAGAAGCUUCCAUCCUCAAAUAUUUGGCCCAUCAGUUUAACAUACCCGUAGUCCUAACUAACCAGAUCACAACUCACAUAGGGCAUCAAGGUCCUUUUUCAGCUAAUGAAGGGGAUUCAGGCUUUGUGACAGCAGCUUUGGGAAACACAUGGAGUCACAUUGUCAACACACGUUUUAUCAUUCAAUAUCUUGAUGGAUUUAAGAGACAGUUAUUGGUCGCCAAGUCACCUGUGGCUCCCUUUGCUGUGUUGAACUACACAAUCGAGAAGGAAGGAAUCUGUAUCAAUGGAAAUGAUGAGACAUUUUAUGAAGGAACUGAUCCCAGCCUCCAGGCUAUCAGAGUGAGAACUGCGAUCAACUUCGAUACAACCUGAGUGGAUGCUCCAAGUCCAGUAAAAGUUAUGACCACAGUUAUAAUGCAAUAGUCGUCUCGCCAAUCACUGAUAUGAAAAAAAUGUCCUCUAUGGAAAGAAAUUGAGGAUGAAGGAAGGAGAUUGACUGGUUAUGGUCAGGACAAAACAACUCAUGGUGCUCAGAUCAUUAACAGGCUUCGACAGGCUGUUACUAUGGUGCCCAUUCCCAUGACUUCAGCUCCCAUGGUGGGGGUGGGGGGCCUUCAGGGUUUGUCAAUUAGGUAACAAUGGAGUCAUUUGUGACCCUUCCUUCUUGUUUGUCUGGCUGCAUAUUUCUUUUGACCAUUUGGAGGCACAUACACUUUUCAUUCAAGGGUGUUGUGUAGCUCAUUCAAAUAAAAUGUCAAUUAAAACUU
Syngnathus acus (greater pipefish) is the source of this 1650-nucleotide messenger RNA. It is a transcript of the gene rad51b, whose product is annotated as RAD51 paralog B. NCBI's taxonomy places the organism in Eukaryota, Metazoa, Chordata, Actinopteri, Syngnathiformes, Syngnathidae. Gene Ontology annotation, molecular function: ATP hydrolysis activity; DNA binding; ATP binding. The transcript is spliced from 10 exons. Gene Ontology annotation, cellular component: Rad51B-Rad51C-Rad51D-XRCC2 complex. The record is from RefSeq and is a predicted model, not a curated record. The coding region runs from base 185 to 1255 and encodes 356 amino acids. Gene Ontology annotation, biological process: double-strand break repair via homologous recombination.